Molecule: messenger RNA, 1269 nt
Organism: Pteropus alecto (black flying fox)
Lineage: Eukaryota; Metazoa; Chordata; Mammalia; Chiroptera; Pteropodidae
Gene: TRIAP1
Product: TP53 regulated inhibitor of apoptosis 1
Exons: 2
Coding region: 118-381 (87 amino acids)
Source: RefSeq, a predicted model, not a curated record
CCGGCUCCCGCCCACAGAGGCCCGCAGGCCUAGCCACACAGCCCGAGCCCACAUUUGUCCUCUUCCCAGCCGCCGUAGUGAGCCCUCAUAUAAAGCCGAGCGACGCGCCUAAGAGUGAUGACAUCAGAGUGCGCCGCCAGUGCCGCCGCCAUGAACAGCGUAGGGGAGGGAUGCACCGACAUGAAGCGUGAGUAUGACCAGUGCUUCAAUCGCUGGUUCGCCGAGAAGUUCCUCAAGGGGGACAGCUCUGGGGAUCCCUGCACUGACCUCUUCAAGCGCUACCAGCAGUGCGUUCAGAAAGCAAUAAAGGAGAAGGAGAUUCCCAUUGAAGGACUGGAGUUCAUGGGCCAUGGCAAAGAAAAACCUGAAAGUUCUUCUUGACCUUGACAGUCACCUUGAAAAUGGACUCGUCAAAUCAGGAAAUUGAACACUCUGGAUUUUGUCAAUUAAGGUUGUGAAGAUAGCCAUCGAUUUAAUGAGGAGUUUAGGGGAGAGCUGUAUUAUUUUCUCCUCCACUUGUAAAAGAUGAUGAACAUCACUCUUUAGGAUGAUUUCUCACUUGCUCUGGCAUCUUGCAGGAACUUAAUGUGCUAAAACUGAAUUUCUUGGGAUUAUGGUUGCAAGACUUCGUCUGGGAUCAGCUUUAAAUAUAACUUGUGUGUAAAUACUGAUAAACCUGUCAGGAUGAUCAGGGUUGCCUGACCUCUUGAGUUAUGCUGCAAAGGACAUUAGGUACACUGUACUAGGGUCAUUGUUCAUGGAAGCAAUUGGUUAGGACCUCUUUUCUCUCAGAGAGCUAAUAAUGCUCUGAAAAGGGAUCCCAGAAAAACGGUUUCAAUCAACGCUUGGGAGGAUAUUUUUAUUUUUAAAUAGUAACUUCAGUGUUAAGAUUGCUGGUGGACUGGGUUAGCUAACAGGAAGCCUUUAACAGACAGUUCCUUGCCUUAACAAGAGGUGUCAGAUCUCAGAUUAAGACGUGAAAGCUUCAAGAACGUUAAGAGUGAACACUAUUUCAGAGCUUACAGUGUAUUUCAGUAAUUAAGAUCCUUGGAGUACGCUAUGGAAGAAGAUCCUAAAUUGCAAAGAUUUGCUGUUGCUUGCUUUCAACCCGAGUCGAUGAAUUAAGUCAACCUAUAUAUCAUCAAAAUGCUGUAUCUGGUUAAAUGGGGGGAGCAAAAGAGCUUGCUUUAUUUGCCUUGUUUACCCACCCUGUCCUGUAAUGUCUGUAAUCAUGAAGAUAGAAUAAAUUGUAUCAUUUAGUUUCUAGAA